Triticum urartu is the source of this 1313-nucleotide messenger RNA. RefSeq names its product epoxide hydrolase 1. The record is from RefSeq and is a predicted model, not a curated record. NCBI's taxonomy places the organism in Eukaryota, Viridiplantae, Streptophyta, Magnoliopsida, Poales, Poaceae. Gene Ontology annotation, molecular function: catalytic activity.
AUGAAGCCGAAACGGCAGUGUCAAAGAGAGUGGGGAGCCAUCUCGACUCAUUCCCACUACCAAAAAAAUCCCCAUCCUUUUCUAUCCUUUCAUUUUAGAAACUAAUGUCUCCUACUGGUCUGGCUAUAUAAAGUGAAGCAUCGCGCACUAGGAGCUCCAGAAGUAGUAGUAAGCAGCAAUGGCGCAGCAGAUAGAGCACACCCACCUCCUCCUCCGUGGGCUCAACCUCCACCUUGCUCAAGUAGGCAAAGAUGAGCUUGGGACGGUGGUGUUCUUGCACGGCUUCCCGGAGAUAUGGUACACGUGGCGCCACCAGAUGCUGGCCGUGGCCGCCGCCGGGUACCGCGCCAUCGCGCCCGACAGCCGCGGCUACGGGCUCUCCGACCAGCCGGCGGAGGACGUGGAGGCCACCUGGGAGGACCUCGUCGCCGACGUGCUCGCCAUCCUCGACGCCCUCUCCAUCCACAAGGUGUUCCUGGUGGGCAAGGACUACGGCGCCAUGCCGGCGUACGACUUCGCGCUGCGGCACCCGGACCGCACCCGCGGCGUCAUGUGCAUGGGCAUCCCCUUCAGCCCGGGGCCCUUCAACUUCGACACCAUGCCGGAGGGGUUCUACAUCCUGCGGUGGCGCGAGCCCGACAGGGCGGAGGCCGACUUCGGCCGGCACGACGUCCGCCGCGUGGUGCGCACCAUCUACAUCCUCUUCUCCCGCAGCGACGUCCCGAUCGCGGAGGAAGGGCAGGAGAUCAUGGACCUCGCCGACCUCUCCACGCCCCUGCCGCCGUGGUUCACCGAGGAGGACCUCGACGCCUACGCCGCGCUCUACGAGAAGUCCGGCUUCCGCUACCCUCUCCAGAUACCAUACAGGUCUCUGCACAGGAUGACGAAGCACGUGGACCCCAAGUUCCAGGUCCCCGUGUUCAUGGUGAUGGGGGAGAAGGACUACUGCUUCAAGUUCCCUGGUUUCGAGGCCGCCAUGAGGAGCGGCGUCAUGAACACCUUCGCGCCGGACCUCAAGAUCACCUACAUCCCUGAAGGAAGCCACUUCGUGCAGGAGCAGUUCCCGGACCAGAUCAACGACCUCCUACUCGGCUUCCUCAAGGACCAUCCCUGAUCUAUAAUCCAUCGCCGGACGAGAGUGAGCUCGGGGUUCCCAAUGAAUAAAGCUUCCGCCACCAUUGCUCUGCUUGAACCAUGUCGCUCUGAAUUUUCUUGGUCGUUAAAAAUGGAUAGUGUAAUGUAAUCAUGCCCGUCUGGUUUUUCAGUUUUUGAAUCGGGUAGCUCAUCAUCGAUUAAGAAACAUUAUAUUUCUA